UAACACAACAUGCAAACACUACACAGCAAAAUGACAUCUUCCUCAACACCAUUGUUGUACCUCUGCCUACUGCUGGUGUUGUGCCUUCUUCUCUUGGAAGAAGCACAUGCGGCGCGGCAUGGAGGGAUCUCACUGAGGUCUCAACAAAUGUCCCUCCUCCACUGGAAGGCUACACUUAGAAGCCCGCCACUGCUGAUGAGCUCUUGGCAGGAAAACACCAGCCCAUGCAACUGGACCGGCAUCAUGUGCACGGCUGUUCACCAUGGCCGCCACAUGCCCUGGGUGGUGACAAUAUCUCCAUGCCGGAUGCUGGCAUCCAUGGCCAGCUUGGUGAGCUCAACUUCUCGGCUCUUCCAUUCCUUGCAUAUAUCGACCUUCAUAACAACAGUCUCCAUGGUACACUACCUAUCAAUAUCAGCUCCCUGUCAGCACUUUCCCAACUUAACCUUCACCACAACCAGCUCAUAGGAGAAAUUCCUUAUGAGAUUGGUGGGCUGCAAAGUCUCGUGUUGCUUGAGCUAUCAUUUAACAACCCCAUAGGACAUCUCCCUGCAUCUCUUGGUAACCUAACAAUGUUAGCUUAUCUUGUUAUUCACCAAAACAUGGUAUCAGGACCCAUUCCGGAGGAGAUUGGAAGCCUUGUCAACCUACAAUUUCUACAGCUCAGCAACAGCACCUUAAGCGGCAUGAUACCAAAAACCCUUGGAAAUCUGACCCAACUAAAUACUUUAUACCUAUAUGGUAAUAAGUUUUCAGGACCUAUACCCCAAGAACUAGGCAGGCUAGUUCAUUUGCAAAUUCUUCAUCUUGCUGCAAAUGAAUUUUCAGGUCCAAUUCCAAUCUCUGUAACCAAUCUCACUAAAAUGAACCAACUUUUUCUAUUUGAAAAUCAAAUCACAGGCUCCAUCCCACAGGAAAUUGGCAAUCUCAAUGUGUUGGACGAACUUCUUCUCUACAAAAACCAAAUAACAGGUUCAAUACCCCCACAACUAGGCAACCUCACUCUGCUAAAUGAACUUUUUCUCUAUAAAAAUCAAAUCACAGGCCCAAUACCCUCAGAAUUGGGCAUCUUGCUGAAUCUCCAGGACUUAGAUUUGUCCGAAAAUCAAAUAUCUAGCUCUAUUCCUGACACCUUAGGAAAUAUUACCAAGCUAGUAAUACUAUCCCUCUUUCAAAAUCGGAUAACCGGUUCCAUCCCCCAGGACAUCGGUAAUCUGAUGAACCUUGAAUAUUUAGGCUUGUAUCAGAACCGAAUUUCAGGACCAAUACCAAAAACUUUUGGAAAGUUGCAAAGCAUCCAAAAUCUACACAUCUAUGAUAAUAAACUAUCAGGUUCUCUUCCUCAAGAAUUUGGAGAUCUCAUAAACCUUGUUGAACUUGGGCUGGCCAACAACUCACUUUCAGGACCUUUACCCGCAAACAUAUGUUCAGGAGGCAGACUUCGAUUUCUCCAUGUCUAUUCGAAUAUGUUCAAUGGUUCAAUUCCAAAUAGUUUAAAGACAUGUAAGAGUUUGGUUCGACUCCAACUUCAGGAUAACCAACUGACAGGAGAAAUAUCUCAGCAUUUUGGUGUGUAUCCACAACUCAUAGAAAUGCGCUUGUCAUCAAAUAGACUCUUUGGGAAGAUCCCAGCAAAUCUAUGUGCAUGUACUCAACUAACAGUAUUAACUCUAGGACACAAUAUGUUUACGGGUUCCAUACCCCCAAUCAUUUCUAAAUUGUCAAACCUAGCAGUACUAAGACUUGAUUCUAAUCAUCUCAGCGGUGAAAUUCCACUAGAAAUCUGCACUUUAGCAAAUCUAUAUAUCUUGAACGUGUCAUCGAACCAAUUAUUUGGAUCCAUACCAACACAAGUAGAAAAGCUACGCAAUUUAGGAUACCUUGAUAUAUCUGGGAACAGACUGAGUGGAUUAAUACCUGAUGAAAUAGGGGCAUGCAUGAAACUGCAAUCCUUGAAGAUGAACAACAAUAACUUCAGUGGGAGUUUGCCUGGUGAGAUUGGAAAUUUAGCAGACCUACAGAUCAUGUUAGAUGUGAGCAAGAAUAACCUCAGUGGUGUGUUGCCGCAACAACUUGGGAAGUUGGGGAUGCUAGAAUUUAUGAACUUAUCACAUAAUCAGUUCAACGGCAGCAUUCCAUCCUCCUUUGCAAGCAUGUUGAGCCUUUCAACACUUGAUGUGUCCUUCAACGAUCUGGAAGGACCCAUCCCAACAGGAAGGCUACUCCAAAAUGCUGUAGUAAGUUGGUUUGUUCCCAAUAAAGGUCUGUGCGGUAACCUCUCUGGCCUAUCACCUUGUUAUUCAACUCAAGUAGCUGGUCACCAUAAACGGAAGGUAUUUGGUUUGUUGACAAUUGUUCUUGUGGUGGGUUUCGCCAUUGUUGUUGGGAUUGUUGUCAUAAUAAUGCUUACUUGUAAGAAGAGAAAACCACAAGAAAGUGUUACCGUUGAAGCAAGGGACCUAUUCUCUGUGUGGAAUUUUGAUGGAAGAUUAGCAUUUGACGACAUUGUAAGGGCAACAGAAGACUUCGAUGAUAAGUACAUCAUUGGAACGGGAGGAUAUGGAAAAGUAUAUAAGGCACAACUCCAAGAUGGUCAGCUAGUUGCUGUGAAGAAGCUUCAUCGGACCGAAGAGGAGUUGGACAACGAAAGAAGGUUUCAUAGUGAAAUGGAAAUCUUAUCACAGAUCCGACAACGGAGCAUUGUCAAAAUGUAUGGAUUUUGCUCCCAUCCAGAAUACAAAUUUCUUGUCUACGACUACAUUCAGCAGGGCAGCCUCCAUGGGACACUGGAAAAUGAAGAGCGAGCAAAAGAAUUGGAUUGGCAGAACAGAAUUGCUCUUGCAAAUGACGUGGCUCAAGCAAUAUCUUAUUUACACCACGAGUGCAGUCCACCUAUAAUCCACCGAGAUAUCACGAGCAACAAUAUCUUACUUGAUACAACCUUCAAGGCCUUUGUCUCGGAUUUCGGCACAACGAGGAUUCUUAAGCCCGAUUCAUCAAACUGGAGUGCACUGGCAGGAACAUAUGGCUACAUAGCCCCUGAACUGUCGUACACAUCUGUUGUGACAGAGAAGUGUGAUGUCUAUAGCUUUGGUGUGGUCGUGCUAGAGCUAGUGAUGGGAAAACAUCCAAGGGAUCUCUUAGAUGGUAGUUUGACAAGCGGGGAAGAAGCUAUGCUGGUGAAAGAUAUUCUAGACCAACGGCCGACGACACCAACAACAACAGAAGAGAAUAGCUUGGCUCUGCUCAUCAAGCUGGCAUUUUCUUGUGUCGAAUCUUCUCCACAAACAAGGCCAACCAUGCGGGAGGCAUACCAAACACUCAUUUAGUGACCCUCUUCUAGCUCCUGCCCCGUGCCUUUUAGCUUACUUACAUUACAGCAAGGUAUGCAUGUUGAUAUAUGAUCUGAAUUCUAGUGAGAAGCCAGGGUCUAUCUAAGCGGAAGCCGAUUUAGGUUUCCAUUUUGCCUCAAGCACUCAUAUGCCACCUAUAUAUGUUGAAGUCUGUAAUCCCGUCGUCUUGUCUCAUCCGUUUUAUUUAUAGCAAAAAUAAAAAUUGUUCCAUGCAGCGUGAGCCUGUUCACGACAUGGCCGGAUUAGUACCUGCAUGUUGUUACAAUUGCCUCGGACGAUGGCACGAGUACCGGCCGUAGUGGCUUAGAACUUGAGGCAUGGUCAAGGGACAUGGGAUGGCACGUCCGUGAAGCUUGGUCAUGGCGCAAGAUUAGGAUCUUUUCUGCUAGUAAAUUGAGCUAAUUAGCUAUUUGAAUAAAGAGGAGAACAAAGCAGAAAAGCUGCAACAUUUUGCGCAGCACAAAUAUCCCGAGUGUUCACUGAUUCCUUCUCCCUCCCAUUUCUACUCCAACAAUAUGUACCUCGGGAUGAUUUCAUGACUCAUUAUAAGUCUAUAUGUUUGUAGAUACAGUAAAAGAUCGCCGUAGUGUGCCCGUGGUUUUUCUCGCAAGGGUUUUCCACGUA
This is a messenger RNA of Triticum dicoccoides, 3977 nucleotides long. RefSeq names its product probable leucine-rich repeat receptor-like protein kinase At1g35710. Lineage: Eukaryota; Viridiplantae; Streptophyta; Magnoliopsida; Poales; Poaceae. Gene Ontology annotation, biological process: protein phosphorylation. The transcript has 2 exons. The coding region runs from base 225 to 3329 and encodes 1034 amino acids. The record is from RefSeq and is a predicted model, not a curated record. Gene Ontology annotation, molecular function: protein binding; protein kinase activity; ATP binding.